UCCAUCCAUCCAUUUGUUCUGUUCAUUGUCCCUUUGACACUGCUGAGGAUUCAGGAGGCACUGCCUUUUGGUAGAAGUGGGUGUUUUUGGAGCUGUCAUUGUGUUUAGUUCUGCUACAAUAGACGGCUGAGCGCGAGUGAGCCAGCGAGCAACAGAGAUAAGAAGAAGAGCCCGCAAGAGGAAGGGGAGACCCGGGACCUCAGGCACAGCACGCACAUCCCGUGGAAGGUGAAUUGUGAUGAAAGGGAGAACCGAAACAGGGACUGACAAGCGUUUGAAUAUAGCUGUUGUUAUUGACGGCACCUGCUCUGACGCUGGUGUUUGGCUUCUGCCGUUCUGUUGCUAAGCAAAGUCUCCAAAGCUGAAGUUCUCAUCGGGUGGUUCACUGCGUGUGUGUGUGUGUGUCGUUGCAGCCAUGAAGGGGGACUCGGAGGAAAGCAUCGAGAGCAUCAGGCCUUCCAACCUGCAAGCCUUCGCCAACAUGUCCACCCUGCAUGGCAUGAGCCACAUCUUCGCCUACGGCCACAUGACGUUCAGAAGGUUCCUCUGGACGCUGUCCUUCCUGGGCUCGCUGGGCUUACUGAUGCUGGUCUGCAUGGACCGGGUGUCCUACUACUUUGAGUAUCCCCACGUCACCAAGCUGGACGAGGUGGCAGCCCCCAACCUUACCUUCCCUGCCGUCACCUUCUGCAACCUCAACGAGUUCCGAUUCUCCAAGAUCACCAGGAACGAUUUAUAUCACGUGGGGGAGCUUUUGGCCCUGCUGAACUCCGAGUACAAAAUUGCCAACCCUCAUUUGGCUGAGCCAGAGGUUCUGGCUUCCCUCAAGGAUAAGGCCAACUUCCCGGCCAACUACAAGCCCAAACUGUUCAAUAUGACUGACUUCUACAACCGCACAGGUCAUGAUAUCGGUGACAUGCUCCUGCAGUGCACAUUCCGUGGAGAGGAAUGCUUCCCAGUGAACUUCUCUACCAUCUACACUCGCUAUGGAAAAUGCUACACCUUCAACUCUGGACUGGACGGUAACCCACUGUUGACCACAUUAAAGGGUGGCACAGGAAACGGGCUGGAGAUCAUGUUGGAUAUUCAACAGGAUGAAUACUUGCCAGUUUGGGGGGAGACAGACGAGACGUCCUACGAAGCAGGCAUCAAGGUUCAGAUCCACAGCCAGGACGAGCCCCCGUUCAUAGACCAGCUGGGAUUUGGUGUGGCCCCUGGUUUUCAAACUUUUGUGUCAUGUCAGCAGCAACUGCUCCAGUACCUGCCCCCUCCCUGGGGAGACUGCAAGUCCACUCCUAUCGACUCAGAGUUCUUCUCCACGUACAGCAUCACAGCCUGCCGCAUCGACUGUGAGACACGCUACCUUGUGGAGAACUGCAACUGCAGGAUGGUCCACAUGCCCGGAUCCUCAACAGUGUGCACACCUGAGCAGUAUAAAGACUGUGCAGACCCAGCUCUCGACUUCUUGGUGGAGAAAGACAAUGAUUACUGUGUGUGUGAGACACCCUGCAACAUGACACGCUAUGGGAAGGAGUUGUCCAUGGUUAAGAUUCCCAGUAAGGCCUCUGCCAAGUAUCUGGCCAAGAAAUUCAACAAGACUGAGCAAUACAUUGGAGAAAACUUAUUGGUCAUGGACAUCUUCUUUGAAGCUCUGAAUUAUGAGAAGAUUGAACAGAAGAAGGCUUAUGAAAUCGCCGGGCUACUGGGUGACAUUGGUGGCCAGAUGGGACUGUUUAUUGGAGCCAGUGUUUUAACAAUACUGGAAAUAUUUGACUACUUGUAUGAGGUGUUUAAGGAUAAGGUUUUGGGUUACUUCCUAAACAAGAAGCGACCCCGGCGUUGUCAGAGCGACAAUCUGUCACCCUCAUCUUUCUUUUCAUCAUGUCUAUUCCAGGAGUUUCCAGAGAACCCAACCAGCCCUGGUGUCACGCCUAAUCAUGCCCCCAGAGCACCUGUGACACCCUCCGGAGUCACUCGGACAGUCUCGGAUACACGCCGAACAUGUUACCUCGUCACCCGACUCUAGGAAACUUUGAGGAAUUUGCUUGUUGACGACAUAAAAAGGGGAUGGGUGGGUGUGAAAAAUGGGUUUGACAGCAAACUGUGAAAAAAAACAUGUAUUACACACCAACGGAGAGUGUAGACUAAAGAAUAGUACACUAUAUCAAUGCCUGAAAAUAAAUAUAAUAUUACCAUUAGAAUAAUACCACUUCCAAAACAGAACUCAGGUUUAACUGCCAUGUGAAGGCAUCAACAACGCUAUUUGUUACGUUCCAUUCUGUGGCAUGUCCUUCAAUUCAAUGACUUUACAGUGUUUGAAUCAGCCGAGUAAAUUUCAAUAUUUCUCAACGUAAAUCCAAGCAACGUCACUACACAUGGAGUGCCACUGUGCUGGAUGCCAAGUGUCUAGCCAUGGGUAGCUUAACAAAAUCUUUUCAUUCUAUUUGGUUGGACAACAAAAUCAUGCUGCCAUCCAGGUUGAUCUAUGUUCCCUAGGGGCUCAUUGGUGAAAUGAGAAUAUCUUACCUGGAAAAAAUUACUUAAUAAUAGACAGCUGACUUCAUUGUUGCCUUUCUAUUUAAAUAGUUGAAUGUACACAACCAGUUAUUCAAUCCUCUUAUAUAGAAUCCUCUUAGUUCUGAGGGGAAAAAGGUAAACAGUAACCAGACGUUGUACAGAAUAUUUGAAGAGGGUGGAAGGACAGUUUGUGUGACGGAAAUUACAACUUUUUUCCCUUUUUUUCACUUGAAUGGUGAAAUGUUUGUACAUUUGUGGUCUCCCACUCUCUGAGCUAGUGUUGUAAUAUCAGGCAUAGAUUUUUCCAUCAUGGAAAAAGAGAGGAUUUAUCCUUCUGCUGUGUUGGCCCCUCCUGCAUCAGGCCAGUUGAUGCACAUGUCUUUUCACUUGACAUUGCGGGUGUCGCUAAAAUAUAUAUUGUCUUACCACCAUGGCUUUUCAGCCGCAAAGCAUUCUUUAGCACAAUUCCUAAGUGGUAGUAUCUAUUUAAAAUUAGUGGAGUACAAACGUUUUCAAGGUGAUGUUCUCUCUUGACAGAAACAAUUUGUAAAUACCUGCUCAAAUGCCAUGAAGAAAUUCUUUAUAUCUCUUGCGUUGAGACAUUUGUUGGAAGUGAAAAUCAAAGUGUUUCUCCAUUCCUGCUGUUGGGACUUGAAUUUGGAUGGGCUAGCAUUUGGCUUGCCAUUCAUGACACAGAGCCUACCCCAAGGGUUGCCCUGAAUACGUGUAGUUAUCCUAGUGGACCGCAAGUGUCUUCCAGUUUCAAUUUAUUUUGAGGACCGAAUACUGAAUAGAUUUCUGUGAGAUGCAGGAGACUUGCCUCAAAACAUACUUCACCCAUUCUAUUCAGUUGGUUUGUAACACUGCAAUGCAUUGUAUAAUGGCAUCAUUAUAUUCUCUCAUUAUUAGAAUUCCAGUACAUGUAAUACAACUUAAAUGACACAGUUUGUGAUGUAUAAAUGAUCAAAUAUAAUAAACAAUAUAUUUAACCAUCAUCCUAUGUACACAACUUUACUGUGUCUAAUUUCUCUUUUUCCAUAUUUAUCAUUUCAGAGAACUGACUCCAGUUGUUUUAUCUUUUGACUAUGUUAAUAUUGAAGUGCAGUUUUGGUAACAUUUUAGACUUAAUAUUCUUUUGUCUGUGUAUUAGAUGACUGUUGAUGUGAAGCACAAAGCCUAGGAGAUCAGCCAUUGCUCCCAAGCCAAUGACCGUCUAUGAUCAUGACUACCUUAUUGACACUGGUUAUACCAUGUACACCAUGUAAAUAUGUACACUUAUUUCAGCAUUGUCUGGGAAGAGAACAUCGCAAUGAGCCAAAAAAUUUAAACUUUUCAGGAGUGUUUGAAAAUCCGGUUUAUCAGUGUUGUCCUGUUGUGAGCAAUAAAUGCAUUCAUUUAAAAACGAUUUUUGUCAACGCAAAUAAGGCAAUUUGACAUCAUUGGGGUAUUCAUUGUCAAUUCUGAUCCAAAACAAUUCGGAGAGUGAAAUGGUCUGCUGGUCUAUGAAUUACAGUGUGCACCAUGUGUUACAAUGAUCUGAAUUGUUCUUGUUUUAUUGUCUAGAUUUUGAUUGUGUUCCAUCCUAGCCUCUUGGCAGUGCUGUAGGCAUACAGCUACCACCACUGUUGAUAGGACAGCCAAGCUCCCUACAAUUAUUUAUACUUUACGACAAUUUAUUAUAUUAUUCUCUUGCAUGUUUGCAGACAAAAUAUGAGUCAUACAAAUGUUAGUAACAUUUGAUUUGGGUCAUUAUGUUUCAUGAAUUACACAAGGCUGUCUACAUGACCCUUCUCUACUCUCUGACUGCCAGUCAAACAACAGCAUAACUGAGUCCACUUCAUGCAGUAGUCAAAGCUAAAAUAGGACCAUCGAGUUGUAACAUUGUUAGACAUUGUGAGCUCAAACAAUAUUUAAUGGAUAGUUCACUGCAUUAUCAUUUCCAGGUAGAAUACAACAUUAUACACUUCAGUUCAAUGGUUCAAACAUAAUCCUGCAGUGCAUAUUAUGAUUGCACCUACCUCUAUUCCUCCUUGCAUGACCAUGGUGUAUUCCCACCUUAUGUACUCUCAGACAUGUUACUGACUUUGUAAUGUUUGAAUGUGGUAUGCUGGAGCCAGAUGAAACAAAUGUACUAUAGUUUUAACAAUUGCUGAGAUUAUGCAUUGUGACAAGGUCUCUUUAUUUAUAUGGAAAGUCUCCAAAUGAGUAAAGACUACCAAACCAAUGAAAAGAGUGUGUUUAGGCGUUGGGAUUUGAUGUAACUUCCAGUAAAACUGGAUCUUCCGGGAUCACGUACAGACAUACGUCUCAUAAGAUGUACUGUGGCCUUCUGGGAACAGGGUUUUGCUUCAUUUGGCUCUAUGAAUCUAUGUGCAGUCUUUGUGAUUUUAACUCUGAACUCAAGUAAACAUUAAAUAGUUAACAACCUGUCUUAAUCAAGUGUAAUGUUCU
This is a messenger RNA of Osmerus eperlanus (European smelt), 4968 nucleotides long. It is a transcript of the gene asic1c, whose product is annotated as acid-sensing (proton-gated) ion channel 1c. The transcript is spliced from 11 exons. Lineage: Eukaryota; Metazoa; Chordata; Actinopteri; Osmeriformes; Osmeridae. Gene Ontology annotation, cellular component: plasma membrane. Gene Ontology annotation, molecular function: ligand-gated sodium channel activity. Bases 416 to 2026 code for a protein of 536 amino acids. The record is from RefSeq and is a predicted model, not a curated record. Gene Ontology annotation, biological process: sodium ion transmembrane transport.